Messenger RNA from Angiostrongylus costaricensis, 1173 nucleotides. The record is from the annotation of a GenBank genome assembly. NCBI's taxonomy places the organism in Eukaryota, Metazoa, Nematoda, Chromadorea, Rhabditida, Metastrongylidae.
AUGAAGCUUGGUAUGGAUUUGGUGUAUGUCUUGGCGUUGAUUAUUUCUACUGAAGCUGUGGAAUUCGACAUCCAAGGAUAUGUCAUAUUUUGUCCGUGUAUGGGUCGUUUCGGCAAUCAAGUUGAUCAACUUCUUGGAGUCAUGCAUUUUACACGUACACUUAAUAGGACGCUGGUGCUGCCAAACUUCAUCGAAUACCCCUUUCCAAAUACGGUUCUGAGACCGUUUGAAAGUGUUUUUCAAGUUGCUGGAAUAAGGAGCUAUCUCAGAGUUGUCAGAAUGCUGGACUUUACAAGAGAUAUCAUGGAUAUCUUAUGGCCAAAAGAAAACCGAACUGCACUAUGUUGGAGUCCUCACACCUCAAUUUACGACGCGAAUGCACCCGUCGGCUGCCACGCUAAAGAAGGGAAUCCUUUCGGUCUCUACUGGGAUUCGAUCGGCAUUUCCUUCACCAAAGAUGCGUAUUUUGGAGAAUUGGGCUAUGACUUGACCUUAGGAGGUUCAAGAACUGCUUGGAAUGAAAGAUUUCCUGUAUCUGAUUUUCCCGUGCUGGCGUUUGCGUCUCCUCCAGCCCCUUUCCCCUCUCGUUCGUUCACAUGGCAAUUGCAAAGAUACCUGAAAUGGAAUUCGCGCAUUGCGGGGAAAGCAGACGAAUUCAUUAGGAAGGAACUGUCCAGCCCUUUUGUUGCUAUACAUCUCCGCAAUGAUAAAGACUGGUACGUCCGGACGAUUGAGUACCCGCAUGUUUGCGAACACUUGCCGUCCGAUUCUACACGUCAACCUCUUUUCGCGUCUAUGCAGUGUGACACCGAAGAGGAUUACGAUGGAGUACUCACUAAGGAAAUGUGCUCGCCUUCGAAGACAACUAUUGUUGAACAGGUUGUAGAGACGGUAGGAACAAUCGGAGCACGUUCUGUAUUCGUUGCCAGCGAUAAAGACCACAUGAUUGAAGAUCUUAACAAAGCCCUUAGGGGUUAUGAGGUAAAAGCACAUCGGCUGAAUCCUGACGAUCCUUUGCUGUCGCUAGCUGUUCUGGCAAAAGCCGAUCACUUCAUUGGUAACUGUGUGUCUACGUUCUCACAUUUAGCAAAACGGGAAAGGGACACUAAAAAGCCUCCGAAACCCACUUCAUACUUUGGCAUUCGUCGUCGUACCAAACGUAUCGAAUUAUAA